This is a messenger RNA of Oncorhynchus masou masou (cherry salmon), 7728 nucleotides long. Its product is annotated as BRD4-interacting chromatin-remodeling complex-associated protein. Gene Ontology annotation, cellular component: SWI/SNF complex. Gene Ontology annotation, biological process: positive regulation of DNA-templated transcription. The record is from RefSeq and is a predicted model, not a curated record. Lineage: Eukaryota; Metazoa; Chordata; Actinopteri; Salmoniformes; Salmonidae.
GGUCACUGUUUUUGUCACGCCCUGAUCUGUUUCACCUGUCCUUGUGAUUGUCUCCACCCCCUCCAGGUGUUGCUUAUUUUCUCCAGUGUAUUUAUCCCUGUGUUUCCUGUCUCAUUGUACCAGUGUAUUUAUCCCUGUGUUUCCUGUCUCUCUGUACCAGUGUAUUUAUCCCUGUGUUUCCUGUCUCUCGGUGCCAGUUCUUCUUGUAUGUUUCCAAGUCAACCAGCGGUUUUUCCCCGUUCUCCUGAUUUUUCGCAUUCUCCUUUUUCAAGUCCUCCCGGGUUUGACCCUUGCCUGUUUUCUGGACUCUGUACCCGCCUGCCUUGACCACGAGCCUGUCUGCCACUCUGUACCUCCUGGACUCUGAUCUGGUUUUGACCUUUUAGUCUGUCCACAACCUCUUGCCUUCACCUUUUGGAUUAUUAAACAUUUGCCUCCUGUGUCUGCAUCUGGGUCUCGCCUUGUGCCUUGCUAGCUUUACAUGUCUGUAAUGUACCCAAGGUGCAUCUCCUAACCCGUUCAGGUGACAGAGGUGUUCUCGUGGCAGCCGCCUUGGCAGCUCUGUCAGCCAGGUCAUUACCUUUACUCUCGUCUGUAAAGAUUUUCCCCAUGUGCUUUCAUUUUCAAAAAUUGCAACUUGUCCAGGUAACUGGAGAGCAUUCAGUAGAGUCGUCACCUCUGGUACCAUUCUUCACAGGAGCUCCCAGUGAUGUCAUGAAUCCUCUGUUUUCCCAUAUUUAUUCAAAAUCCUGGGUAACUCCGAAAGCAUACCUCGAGUCUGCGUAGAUAUUAGCUGUUUUUUUUCCUUCCGCCUGUUUACCUGCUUCCGUCAAAGACACCACGGGUGUUCCUGCUGUUUUCUCAGCAACCAAAAAAUAAAAUAAUAAUAAUAAUAAUAAUAAUUUAAAAAAAUAAAAGCAAUUAAAAAAUAAAUAAAAAAAAAUAAACAAAAGCAAUAAUAUUUUCGAAGUAUUAUUUUUUUCUACCGAAUGAAUGUGCUCCGAUGCCACUUAAAAACAUCUCAAUGUCACCAGGUGCUGAAGAUGCAUCUAGAACGAGAGAGAGAACUAUGUGAUGUGACUUUCUCGUCGUCCUCCUCUUCCUCCUCCUCCUCCUCCUCUCCUUCAGUUGACAUGGAGAAUGAAGACGGAACCUGUCUGCUUGAUGUUUUGUGUGAUCCCCAAGCCUUAAAUAACUUCCUUCAUGGAACAAACGAGCUGCAGAAUGAUGACCUGCUCAUUACCUGUUCCUCUGGAGAGCCCUCCUCCCUCUUCACUGACACCCCAAGCCCAAUGUCUCUGUUGGCAGAUGACAUUACCCCCCCUGCAGAAUGCGUUGACCUGUCCUUCCUGGAAGAGGCUCUACUGGGGGGGUCCCCCGAGGGAGGGGGGGAGAGAAGAGGGGAGGGAGAGGAAGCGCAGGAGGAAGAGGAAGUACCGCCCUGUGACAUUCUCCAGCAGAGUCUUCAGGAGGCUGACAUCACAGAGCACACUAUGGCUCAGGAGGCGGGGCUCGUCCAAACAGGGCCUGGGGAGGGCCACACCCUGUCUCUCUACACACCUGGCCCCCCACUCCUCCUCCCUCCUGCUGCCGUGCCAUUCCUCUCCAAAACCCUAGCCUUCCCUCACCCCCACCCUGGCCCCCCCACCCUGCAACACAGGGACACCCAGGCUGCGGUGGAGCCUCCCCAACCAUCCCUGCUGGCCGUGGGACCAGGCUGCCCCUCCCUGAAGCCUGCUGCUCCCCAGCUGAUGGGCCUCCUCCCUGGGAACAUCUUCCCCGCACCCCCGCCAGAGACUUCCUUCUCCCUGACCCCUGCACAGGCCUCCAACACCUCCUUUUCCCUCAUCCAGAAGGCAGUACCUAGCCUGACAGGGCGCCCCCUACUGGCCCCAACCCUCAGAGCGGCUGCAGCCCCCGGGAUCUUUCUCCAGAGAGGACCCCUGCCCAUCCAGCCCAAGCUGCCUAUCAGCAUCCAACCCCGACUUGUUCAGAUCAGCCCUAAGCCUCCUGGCCCUGGUGGGCCUGGUCAGAAACCCUCUCCAGGUCUCACCUUCCACCCUGGGACGCCCUCGUCAAACAUCCUCCUGUCCCCCCCUCCUCCCCAGCCCAAGCCUGCCCAACACCUCACCAAGCCCCAUCCCCAGCCUGCCCAACACCUCACUGCCCCCCACCUCACCAAGCCCCAGCCCGUCAGCCUGCAGUUGGUCAACCAGGGAGGAGGCUCCUUUCUGAUCCAGCCUCAAGGUCUCUUCCAUGGCCAAAAUCAGUUCCUCCUGCCUGGCCAAUCCCCUGUCACCCUGUCCCAGCUCCCUGGCCAAUCCCCUGUCACCCUGUCCCAGCUCCCUGGCCAAUCCCCUGUCACCCUGUCCCAGCUCCCUGGCCAAUCCCCUGUCACCCUGUCCCAGCUCCCUGGCCAAUCCCCUGUCAACCUGUCCCAGCUCCCUGGCCAAUCCCCUGUCAACCUGUCCCAACUCCCUGGCCAAUCACCUGUCACCCUGUCCCAGCUUCCUGGCGGUUCCGCGCGGCCCCUGUUCACCUCUGGCCACCAGGGAGCAACAGUCCAGUCUGUCCAGGGUAUGACACCCUCCAUGGGCCACCACCUGGUAGAUGGCUCCCAGAUCCUGACGGCCGUGCCCCACCACAGACAGCUCAACUUCAGCCCCCACACAGUCUUCAGCACCACCUCAACAGGCCAGCUCUCCCUCCGCCAGGGAACCCUGCUCUCUGGCUCCCUGCAGCUACAGUCAGGGUCGCCUACUGUCUUCCAGAUGCCAGCCCAGUUGGCGGGUGCCUACAAUCCCCAGGGGUCCCAGGGGCAGGGGGGUCCAGGCCAGCAUGCCACCCUGCUCCACAGCCCUGCUCUAGGGAGCCACAUCACCCUGAUGCACUCUGGGAUGCAGCUCACCUCAACCCACCCAGACAGUCACAUGACCUCGAUUUCCAUCCUCAACACCACCCCUCCAGCUGUAGUACAGGGCCUACCCUUCACCCCCCAGACCUCCAGACCCCUAGGGGGCGUUACAGAUGGACAGAUCAGUGUUCAGCAGGCGUCUGUCGUGUUGCUGCAUGACAGAGCUGGCCAUGAGGAGAGGAGGGAGCAAGUGGCGUCCCCACACCUGCCUCAGUCGACAAGGCACCUUUUCCAGCAGCAUGCCUCUCUCCAACCCUCCACCGCCAGUCUCCAGUCCACUUCUCCCCCUGUAAUGGCCCUCCUACAGACCCCGCUGGAGGCCCCACAGGCCCUGGACCCACCUGUUGGGACGUUACCCAAACACCUGCUGGACCCAGUUGGGUCAUUGCCUAAACACUUGCGGGACCAGACGGAGACAGGGACAAAACCAGGUGUGGAGGUUCACAGCCCCACCCAGGCCUUCAUCCAUCAUCUACAACAGCAAGCACUUACCCCUCCCAAUCCCUCCCCAUCACCUGAGGUCCUGGCUGGGACUGUGUCAGUGGAGGAUCACACUGUCUCCGCUGUGGCCAGUGAGAUGGAGGAGGCCCCUCCACCCAUCCAGCCAGCAGUUCUAGGACAUGCAGGAGCCCAGUCUACGAUGCCCCUCAGCCCUUGUGUGUUGGUGGCCUAUCCAGCUUCACUACACCCAGAGACAAAGGAGACUACUCUGCUAUGCCACUCUCCUACCCUGCUAUGCCAAUCUCCAUCUGAGCAGGGUUUAGGGACCACACCCCCGGCUGGGCAGGGCUUAUGGACCACACCCCCGAAUGGGCAGGGCUUAUGGACCACACCCCCGAAUGGGCAGGGCUUAAUGAGCACCCCCCCGAAUGGGCAGGGCUUAGUGAGAACACUCCGGAAUGGGCAGGGCUUAGUGAGCACACCCUUUACUAGGCAGGGCUUAGGGUCCACACCACAACAAGACAGUUUAUCUUCCCCACCAAGUGGGGCCACCUCCCUGGGACUGGCUGGGUCUGGAUCUGGGUCUGGAAGUGCCGUCCCUCAAACCCAGGCUGCAGUGUUCAGAAGCCCCUCCCCUCUGUCUGUUAGCACCUCCCCCCAGCUCCAGACUGCAGUGUUCAGAAGCCCCUCCCCUCUGCCUGUCAGCACCUCCCCCCAGCUCCAGACUGCUGUGUUCAGAAGCCCCUCCCCUCUGCCUGUCAGCACCUCCCCCCAGCUCCAGACUGCAGUGUUCAGAAGCCCCUCCCCUCUGCCUGUCAGCGCCUCCCCCAGCUCCAGACUGCAGUGUUCAGAAGCCCCUCCCCUCUGCCUGUCAGCGCCUCCCCCAGCUCCAGACUGCAGUGUUCAGAAGCCCCUCCCCUCUGCCUGUCAGCGCCUCCCCCAGCUCCAGACUGCAGUGUUCAGAAGCCCCUCCCCUCUGCCUGUCAGCGCCUCCCCCCAGCUCCAGACUGCAGUGUUCAGAAGCCCCUCCCCUCUGCCUGUCAGCGCCUCCCCCCAGCUCCAGACUGCAGUGUUCAGCAAUCCCAGCCCCUCUCCUCUGCCUGUCUGUGUGCCUCAGCAGCAGCCUGACCCCCUCCUGGCGCAGCCUGACCCCCUCCUGGCGCAGCCUGACCCCCUCCUGGCGCAGCCUGACCCCCUCCUAGCGCAGCCUGACCCCCUCCUACCUGACCCCCUCCUAGUGCAGCCUGACCCCCUCCUAGUGCAGCCUGACCCCCUCCUAGUGCAGCCUGACCCCCUCCUAGUGACUCCCAGCUCCUAUGGAGAUCAGGCUAACCAGCAACACACAAAGCAAAGCAAACCACCAGCUGCCUUGGCCAUGGAUGUAGAGGGUAAAGCCUUUACUCUUGAUGUCCAUCCACCUUCUCCCAGACCCCAGUGGCCACCAGGCCCCCACACAGUCCAGGGGCCCAACACAGUUCGGUGGCUCCACACUGUCCAGGAGCCCCAGUACGACCAGGGGCCCCAAUCCCACAGAGAGCAGGACCAGUGGCUCAGAGCAGUUCAGACAGCCCAACAGUCAAAGACAAAGGUGGCCGGUCCUGUGGCGAAGGAGAGAGAGCAGAGACUGACUGAAACAAUGUGCAGGCUCCAGCAGCAGCUGUGUCAGGACCAGAGACCGGUCCAGAGCCCUUACAUCUGUUCUCCCUUCUCCUCAUUGGGGGAGGCUGUGACACACCUGUUACCAUACCACACCUGUGCCGGACACCUGCCUAGUCAGGACGACUUCAACUUAGUGGACAAGCAGUUUGACACUGUGUCAGGGUUCCUACUGAAACGCACCAAGGACAUGCUCAACAAAUACAGACAGCUACUGCUUGGGAGGCACUGGGAGCAGGUGAUGCCGUCGGCAGAGAUGGUGAUGCUGGACCGCCUGUUUCUCCAAUCAGAGAGGUUUUCCCUGGGGGAGGACCGACACAGGGCCCGUAGAGACCCAGAGUCCUUCCUGAUGACCCUGCAUGCAUCUGAGUCCUCCAGCUCCGCGUCAUCCCGUGUGGGGCUGGAUCGGUCUGGCAGCCUCCCCUCCCCCCCAGCUUGGACCAGACUCUCCGACCGACCCCCGGGACUCAGGACCUACCAUUCCACCAGCCGCGGAGGCCUUCGGCUCACCAUCAAACACAAGGCUGGAUCCAGGAUGGUGGUUCACAACUCAGCCUGUGACACCGUGCACACUACUGCCUCCUCUGGUCACAAGCGGUACUACACCGGCCAACUGAUCAAUGGGAGUGUUGAUCUGACUGAGCAGGGCUCCUCCCAUAGGACCCCCUGCCAUCCAAUCGAUGAUGAGAUGUUGAACGGAGCCUUGCCCUCCAAAGUAGUAGAGGACAUCCCACAUGGUCACCAUAGUGACAGCAGGGAAUCUGUUGCACAGAUUCAGACAGCAGCACUGGGUUCACAAUAUAUAAGUUCCCCAAACUCCCUUACUAUGCCGAGCUUAGACCCACAGACUGCCUGUCUAGAGCCUCCCCCUUCAGACCCUGGAGAGAUGAGUACCCCCAAACUGAAACGCUUCAGGCCCACUCUUCCGGACCUCCCAUUCCAGGCGGACAGGCACAGCGACAGGCCCCAGCCUUUCCCCCAGACCAGCUACAGGCCCCAGCCUUUCCCCCAGACCAGCGACAGGCUCCAGCCUUUUUCCCAGACCAGCAACAGACCCCAGUCUCUUCCCCAGACCAGCGACAGGCCCCAGCCUCUUUCCCAAACUAGCUACAGGCCCCAUUCUCUUCCCCAGACCAGCUACAGACCCCAGUCUCUUCCCCAGACCAGCGACAGGCCCCAGCCUCUUCCCCAGGCCAGCUACAGAACCCAGCCUCUUCCCCAGACCAGCGACAGGCCCCAGCCUCUUCCCCAGGCCAGCUACAGACCCCAUUCUCUUUCCCAGACCAGCGACAGGCCCCAGCCUCUUCCCCAGACCAGCGACAGGCCCCAGCCUCGUCCCCAGACCAGCUACAGACCCCAGCCUCUUCCCCAGACCAGCGACAGGCCCCAGCCUCUUCCCCAGACCAGCUACAGACCCCAGCCUCUUCCCCAGACCAGCGACAGGCCCCAGCCUCUUCCCCAGACCAGCUACAGGCCCCAGCCUCUUCCCCAGACCAGCGACAGGCCCCAGCCUCUUUCCCAGACCAGCGACAGGCCCCAGCCUCUUCCCCAGACCAGCGACAGGCCCGAGGCUAGUUCUAGCCCCCAACCCCCCCUGCCAGAGGACAACACCCUCAGUGAACACCUGCAGAGUGCCAUCGACAGCAUCCUGGAGCUGCAGCGCCUGCAGGGUCCCACGGCUGCAGCCCAGCCCCGGAUCCAGGGGGCGUGCCCGGUUGCAGUUCCCGCCUCCCUACUGGACCAGGCCAUCACUAGCAUCCUACAAGGAAACCUCUAGAGACUCCUGAGAUGAGGGACACCUGGAAGGAAGGGGAGGGGGAAGAACUCAGCCGGUUCCAAAACGUUCGGUCUACUUUAACCAAGCUAGGAGGACGAGGGAUAAAGACUAGGCACAAAAAAAACAACAGGAAAUGCAGAGAAAUGUACACCAAGCAUUAUCUUCUCGAUGGUUCAUUUGAUGUAAAUGUAAGAGAUAAAAUCUAAUUCAGUAGGAGAUAUACCGUGUCAGUGGUAGUUUGAGGAUCACGACGCCAGGUGUAUAAUAUUUAUAAAUAACAGUGAGAAACAGAGACAGGAGAACAGCAGACUGAGAUUAUUCAUUUGUUUAAAAAAAAACAUGUUCUUCAAAUGUGAAUUAUUAUUAUUAUUUUUGCUUUAUAUUACUAAGAAGAUCCUAUAGUGGAUUAUUUCAAUAAUCUGUGCCAACUGUGUAAAAUGUGAUUAUUGGGUUGAUUAAGAGCAGGAAGGUUGUCUUUAUGUGAAUCUCUGUGCCUGGGUGUAGGGGGUAGAUGGUGAGUUUGAGUGAGUCAGUGUUUUUAGGAACAUUGUGAAUGACCUGAUGGUUCUUUCUUCAACAUAACGGUUUAAAGAAACGUAUCGUUCAUCUGGGGUGUAUUCACUACAAACAAGCGGAAACAAGACAGGGGGCGAAACAGGGAAGCACCUACCUGACUUUUGCCCAAUAGAAUCUCUUGUUUCGGUUAGCAAAAUGUUUUCUGUUGCAAAAAAAACAAACAAAAAAAAAACCUUUUUGCUGCGGUGUGCACUAAUGAAUACACCCCUGAAUACACCAGCAAAUGGCAACAUAUCCCAUACAUUCACAAGAGCCUGUCAAGAGUCACAGCGAAAAGAGAAAAGAUCUGACGCAAGGUGUGAAAGAUACAGUCCUUCUUUUUGGGGGGAAAAAAAAUAGGCGUUUUUCCACGUUCCCGCUGGAU